UCCGCCCUGCCGGAGAAGGUUAACCCCUGUGGCCCACCUCGGCCGAGCAGCAGCCUCUUCGAUACGCGGAAUCGCUGCAGGAGAGCGGCGAACCCGCCCUGGCUGGCCCGCUUUUGCAGCUCCGCCCCCACGUUAAAGGGCACGGCAGGGAGAAGCGACGUAGCCUUUACUCCGAAGGCUGCGGAAGGGCUGCGCCUGCUUGGCUAUAAACCAUGGCACAAGCUGAGAAGAAAGGUGGAUUGCUUCGGAAAUCUUCAGCUAAUAAGAAGCCCUUGAAAGAGAAGGUUGUGCUGAUGUAUGAUGAGAUCUUCAUGACAGAAGAUCCCAGUAAAUGCAACCCUCGGUUCUGGGAGGAACUUUUCCUCAUGAAGGUGAAUCUGGAGUAUCUAGAAGGGAAGCUGGAGUCUUUAGAUGGUGAAGAGUUAAUGAAGAUAAAAGAUAACAUUAACUCUUUGUUCCAACGCUGUAUCCGAGCCCUGGGAGAAGAGCAUCCAAUCAGAGUGGUCAAUGCAUUACAGACACUAUGUGCAUUGAUCCGUGGGGUUCAUCAGAAGAACAAAUCUACAUCUGGUUUUGACAUUAUCAAUAUGCUGAUGGGCUUUGACAAGGCUGAGAUGUGCAUGAAGAAUCUGAUGGAGAGCUUGGACUCACUUCUUUGUGCAGAAGGGUCUGAAAGCCUCAAGAGUUUGUGCCUGAAGCUACUGCUCUGUUUGGUGACUGUAACAGAUAACAUCAGUCAGAACACAAUUCUGGAGUAUGUGAUGAUUAACAGCAUCUUUGAAGCUAUUUUACAGAUCCUCUCCAAUCCGCCCAGUCGUAGGGAACAUGGUUAUGAAGCUGUCGUCCUGCUAGCCUUAUUAGUAAAUUACAGAAAGUAUGAGUCUGUGAAUCCUUACAUAGUGAAGCUGUCUAUCAUAGAUGAUGAGGCUACACUCAAUGGAAUGGGUCUUGUGGUUGCUCAGGCAUUAUCAGAGUAUAAUCGGCAGUACAAAGACAAGGAAGAAGAACACCAGAGUGGCUUUUUCUCCACCUUGACCAACAUGGUGGGCAGUAUGUUCAUAGCUGAUGCUGAUGAGAAAAUCUCAGUUCAAACCAAUGCUGCUAUCCUUUUGGCCCUCUAUGAAGCUGUUCACUUGAACCGAAACUUCAUCACUGUCUUGGCACAGAGUCAUCCUGAAAUUGGAUUGGUGACGAUGCCAGUAAGCCCAGUUCCGACAACUCCAGUCACACCACUUGGUACUACACCUCCUUCUUCUGAUGUUAUAAGUACUGUGGAGCUGCCUCUGGAUGCUGAUGUGCAGACUAGUAACCUGCUGAUAACUUUCUUGAAGUACAGCUCCAUUGUCAUGCAGGACACCAAAGAUGAACACCGGCUCCACAGUGGCAAGCUCUGUCUGAUUAUCCUGACCUGCAUAGCCGAGGACCAGUACGCUAAUGCUUUUUUGCAUGAUGACAACAUGAAUUUCCGAGUAAACCUCCAUAGAAUGCCUAUGAGACACAGAAAGAAAGCCGCUGAUAAGAACCUUCCCUGUCGGCCUCUGGUGUGUGCGGUGCUAGACCUGAUGGUGGAGUUCAUCAUAACACACAUGAUGAAAGAAUUUCCUAUGGAUCUUUAUGUGCGCUGUAUUCAGAUAGUGCACAAGCUGCUAUGCUACCAGAAGAAAUGUAGGGUGAGACUUCAUUAUACCUGGAGAGAGCUUUGGUCAGCUCUGAUUAAUCUAUUGAAGUUCCUGAUGUCCAACGAGACAGUUUUGCUGGCAAAACACAACAUCUUCACACUGGCUCUCAUGGUGGUAAACCUGUUUAAUAUGUUCAUCACUUACGGAGAUACCUUCCUUCCAACUCCUAGCAGCUAUGAUGAGCUAUAUUAUGAGAUCAUCAGGAUGCACCAGAGUUUUGAUAACCUAUAUUCCAUGGUCUUGAGGCUAUCAACCAAUACCGGUCAAUGGAAGGAGCCAGCCAGCAAGGUGACCCAUGCCUUGGUCAACAUACGAGCCAUAAUCAACCACUUCAAUCCAAAGAUAGAGUCGUAUGCUGCUGUGAAUCACAUCUCGCAGCUGUCAGAGGAGCAGUUGCAGGAUGGACUAGACCAAUACGAACGCUAUUCAGAGCAACACAAAGAAGCUGCUUUCUUCAAAGAACUGGUUCGAUCUAUCAGCAUCAAUGUGCGGCGAAAUCUGGCCUUCAACACUUUCAGCCAGGAGGCACUGCUGAAAGAAUUUUCAACCAUCUCCUGAAGCUGAAUUAUCUACCUACUUCCUGACCAGUCCUGGCGUUAGAGCGCCUCCUUCCCCAGCAUUGACUGUAGCUCCUGGUUGUGGAGUGGUCUAAUCCUAGUGCGUGUGUGUGUGUGUUUCAAGCAAGACCAACGGGAGAUUUGGACUUGACCCAUAAGACUGGGCACAGAAAACCAAUGCUGUGGACUGCCCUUGGAGGGGCAUGGGGGGAUGUAUACUUACUGCUCUUUCUCAUGUUCUCUGGUAUUCAGGGCUACAAGUCCCUCCCAGAUGAUUAGAGCAAAGAACUGUUAAAAAACAGAAAGCUUGUCCUUCUGGUUCUCUAGAAUCUUAUCAGAUUUUGUGCACAGGACUGAAUAAAGAAAGUGUUGUGUCAGGGAAACGAAGCCUUUGACAAUAAAGGGUAGGCUGGCUGACCUCCUGCAUACACUUGUGCUGUGAAGCCCAAACACCAACUGAGUCUGCAAUCCUUGUCGCUUCCUGUAAUGCUGCAUUAGCUUCCAAACUAGUAUUGGAAUUAACAGCUGAGAGUUCUCCCCUUUACUCUGGCCUAGUUAGUGUCUCCUGCUCUGAAUGGCACUUGCCAGAGCUACUCAUAGGGAGAGGUUUUGCACUUGGUAUCUGGAGUUUUUGAACUAAGAGACCACCUCUAUUAACUCAUCCCUAAUGUUCUUACUGCCUAGGGUAUAAGGAUAUGUAUAUGUAUUAGUGAUUUGGAGGAGAGGAAAUGAAAUUAUGUCCUAUGCUUUUACUACUCAUGUAAUUGCUGUGUGUAGAUUGGGGCAUUUCCCCCUGUUCCCAGAAAGUUGGUUGGUCUACUGAAUAGGCGUAUUUAAUUUCUCCUCAGUGAGUAAGUUGAUAAGAAGACCAAGAGCUCCCACCAACCUGUGUGAGUAGAGACAAACUUUUCUGGAGAAUGCUGACGCUAUAAUCUCAUUUUCUACCCUAUAGGAAAGAGGACUGUAUCUCCUGGGCUUGUUCCUGAUUCAGAAGAGUAGGCUGCCUGUUUCUAAGUAGUGAGGGUGUCCGUUCCUUUUCUUGGAUUGCCUGGGUCUCAAGGCCUGGGAAUUUCCUACUUAAAAAUUUAUUUGUCAGUGUCAUUUUGAUCACUCAUCUAUGUUGCCUAAACACAUUCUGUAUUGACUGAAGCUGAUUAGCUCACCCUUCCCUUCCAAAAUCUACUUUUUCUGUCCUCCUCUAAAGGUUUUCAUUGAGUGGGCAGAUGUAGGAGAAUCUUGUUUUGAGUCAGGGUGUUCAUUUGUCAGACUUGUAACUCUUGCCACAUUUAAGGGAAAGAGAGCUUGUGGAAGAAAAUCAGUGUUAUGCAUAUGUAAUAACUAGGGGCAUUCACUUCCAUAUCAAUGUCUGCCAAUAAUGUUUCUAACCACAGCAUCGGAAGUUUGCCAUUUUAGAAUUCUGGUUUUCCAGCUUAAAAGAAUAGUAAGGCAAUUAAUCCAUUAAGUGUAUGAGAGUUUACAUGUCUGUGCUCUGUUUGGAAAUCAAAAGCUGGCAGUUCAUUUGGAGUGCUCAGAAGGAAGAUGUCAGUCCAUAGAUGCUCAUUCUAAAUCCUGUAUUGGCAGGAUGAGUUCUGUUCUGGGAAGUGAAAGAAGGCAGUUCCUUUCCAUGUGUAUUUCCUUACCUCUUAUAGAACUGGUAAAACAGAUAUAACAGGAUUGGAUGAGCAAGACUUGGAUCUUUCUUGAUAAGUUUAGGAGAUGAAUAUGCAGACAGAUCAACUUUGUUUUAUACAUACUGUCACUGUAUAUAAUUACUCUUUCUGGACAGGUAUAAAAUUGUCCUCUCUAGGCAUUUCCCAAAUUCAUUAAUGACUCUCUGGCAUGACAAUAGUGAACUCUGAGGCCAGGCAUCCAAGAGAGAGGGCUUUUCUAGGAGAUGAGGCUUUAAAAGCCCAACUUCUGAACCAGUACCUGUAAAAUAUAUGUAAAGUUUAUUAAACAGGUGGGGUGGGAUGUGCUUCUUAUCACUCACUUUGUGCUGUGUAUUUGUGUUCUUUUGGGGAGGGUUAAUAAACUAUUAUUAGUAGUA
Sphaerodactylus townsendi is the source of this 4283-nucleotide messenger RNA. RefSeq names its product armadillo like helical domain containing 3 (gene ARMH3). Gene Ontology annotation, cellular component: cytosol. The record is from RefSeq and is a predicted model, not a curated record. Lineage: Eukaryota; Metazoa; Chordata; Lepidosauria; Squamata; Sphaerodactylidae. Gene Ontology annotation, biological process: regulation of Golgi organization. The coding region runs from base 213 to 2237 and encodes 674 amino acids. The transcript is spliced from 26 exons.